GACUAAAUGUGAACAAUCAGAAAGUAAGGAACUAAAUGUGAAAGUGAUAUAAUAAUAUGACUAUCGUCUUCACAAGUUAUUCUCCGAUUUGCCCUAGUUGUUAAAGUACGAAGUAAUGUUUCUUGGUUUGCGGGUGUGGUGAAGCAUUGGUAAGCCAACGAUAUAGCUUCGUGCGUUGUUCCAUCUGCUGUUUGGAUGAUGGCUACCAGAAGCAUGGAUAGAUUCAGUGAACUUCCUUCGGAAAUACUUGACAAAAUAUUGGGAUUAUUGGCCAUUCAUGAAGCUGCUGGAAUGGCCAUUUUAUCUACCUUCUGGAGAGAGAUGUGGUUCAAUCUUAGGGAUCUCGAUUUUGAUUAUAAAUUCUUCUGUUACAUUGAGAAGAAAUACUCAUCUGCUCACACUGAUGUCAGGACCAAAACAACAAAAACUAAAACAAUGAAUAGUGAUAUCCUGACCUCUGCUGGCAUGUAUGUAGUCAACAAAGUUCUCAUAGAGCACAAAGGCCAUAUUCGCAAAUUUAGAUUUUCUUUUUUUCACCAUGCGAGGAGUUCACUGGCAUCACGGUCAUUUGACAUUGAUCAAUGGCUCCUUUUGAUCACCCGAAAAGGGGUUGAAGAAAUCGACAUUCGUUUUGACCGAGACGGGCAAGAUGAAUACUCGCUGCCAAAAUGCAUAUUUUCUUGUCCAACGCUCAAGACAUUGCGUCUCCAUGGAGUCUCUGUUGAACCAUUAGAUGUGCCUUGCAUAUUACCAAAUGCCACUUCACUUUCUUUUGAAAAUGUUGAAUUUGAGCCUAAUGAUACUCUAGAAUAUAGAGUUAAUGUUCCUAUGCUUGAGAGUUUGUUGUUUAUCGAUUGUGAUAACAUGUUCCGUUUUAACAUUACUGCACCAAAACUCUGUGAGUUACAUAUUCACUCUCCGUAUGACCAAUGCCGUAGUUUUCUCCCAGUUCACUUGGAUAUGGCAUCUGUUAGUACUCUUAUUCUAGAUGCCCUUUCUCUCAAGAAAUUUGUUAAAGACUUCCCAAGAAGUGGACCACAACUACAACCACAUGAACUAAAUGUGGAGCGCCUCUGUUUAUCAAAUGAUUCACAUUUAUAUACUGAAGAUGGUGUGUCUUCUGGCUUCACUCAUUUGUUGAAAUUAUGUCCAAAGUUGCGUGAAAUAAAUAUGGAUUUGGCGUUUUUCAAAGCUCUGAGAGAUUGUUUAGGCACAAAGUCAGAGAAUUCGAAGGAACUUUAUCGCGUGGCUGAAACUCACAACUUGCUUCACACUAUGAGGAUUGACUUCGUUAAUGCAUGUGAGAAUUAUCCGGCUUUGAUCAAGGGGCUGCUUUCUUCCUUUCCAACACUUGUGAAGUUUGUCAUAUACGAUCUCGACUCUGAAUUUAAUAAAAAGUUUUUGGAAUUUCCCACAAACGUUGAAAUGAAGGUUGUGAAUUUGAAUACUGAAUGAUUUCUGGGUUGUGUGAUUGGCAGUGUAGGCAUUGCGUUUGGCAUUUGCUAUCAUUUCAAUUCAAUCAAUGAUUUGUGGAUAGCAUAGCCAAUUAUGGGCAGACGGUAGUUUUGCUACAAACUCUAUCAAGUAAUAUAAGUAUUGUUUUGUUGUUAACUUGUUAAUGCUAUUUUGGCUAAUAACUACUGCGUAGAAUAUUAGUGGAG
Cuscuta europaea is the source of this 1661-nucleotide messenger RNA. The record is from the annotation of a GenBank genome assembly. Lineage: Eukaryota; Viridiplantae; Streptophyta; Magnoliopsida; Solanales; Convolvulaceae.